AAAAUGCCUCGUUUUGCUUCGACGUGUUGCCUUCGAUUUAUUCUGUUUAUCAUUAUAAAAACAACGUCCACAGACACAACGAGAGUCCAACUCUGUCCGUUUGCAGUCUCUGUCUUGUAAAGCAGGAAUCACGGUCGGUGAAGGUGGAGGGGGUUGUUUUUUUUUUUUUCGCCCACAAUGCAUCAUCGCUGCCGCCUCAGUUCUGCCAUGUUUGUACCGCUCCGGUUGCACGGUAUUGGAAAUCCAUCUGUCGCAUAGAAGCUGAUUUGUUCGAAUACUGUUUUGGUUGGUUUGGUUUGUCAUUCUACAACUGGCGACACAUCCAGGAGUCAAUGCCAGUCCGGGCUUCGUGAAAAAGAUUCCCAGCGGCGUCAUGUCAUCCAACGCUCAGGAUGAGUACUUUGAUGAAUAUAACAAACCAGGUGCUGAGCGGUCACGCAGACGGAGAGGCACGGACGAAGAUAUCGAGAGUGAUCUGGAGGAGGAUCUGGAGGAGGAGUUGUUGGAGGACGAUUGGGCCCCAGGUAAAAAGAAUCCUUCAGAACUAUCGGACGAGGAGCUGAAUGAUGACCUGUUACAGAGUGAUGAUGAGGACGUCAACAUGGGUGGUCAGCACGUGAGCCUCAACGCCACCUACAGUUUGAACACGUCCUACGAACAUCAUGACAGCUUGCAGGAAGACGAGUACACAGGUGAUGUGGGGGACGAUGGGUACCAGCAGGGGGAGUAUGCCGAAGACUACGGUCAGGAUGCAGAGGUGCCUGAAGACCCGAUGGAGUACAACGAAGAGCUUGGACAGGAGGAAGAAGGUUAUCAGGACGGAGUGUUGGACAUCCAGAUCAAUGAGCCCCUGGACGGGGAAUUUCAAGACAGUGAAUAUCAGAGCUCCUACAAUGACGAGCCUCUGCAUGAAGACGCAGUCCAACAGGAGGAGGCCCCCGAGGAGGUGGGGCUGGGGGGAGAGCAGCAGGAAGAGGAAGAAGCUGCAGACAGCUCUCAGGUCUUUAACACAGAGGUAGAAACUGAAGAAGCCAAGGAGGAGUCGGAUGAGGAGGACGACGACACUGAAGAGUCCGGUCGGUUGCGGUUCAAAUCUGAGAGGAAAGAGAGCGUAGGUGUUCGUUUGGCUGACGCUGGGAGUAAACGGAGGAACAUCCCUGAAACACUAGAAUUGUCAGAGAAAGCCAAGCAGGAUCUCAAAGAGUUUGAGGAGCAAGAACGGCAAAGAAGACAGAACCGUUAUGGUGGUCGAGGAGGAGGACGAGGAGGAGGAGGAGGAGGACGGGGAGGCAGAGGAAGAGGAGGCUUUGGAAUGUCAGAUUUCCGAGGAGGCCACAGAGGAAGAAUGAAUGACUACAGGGUUCCCUUGAUGGGAAACAUGGGCCUGCAGGUAGGUGUUCACCUGAGCCCACUGACUGACACGUCCCAUCAGCAGCAACUGCAGUCCCAGCAGCACCAUCCGUCCCGUCCGAGGGGCCCGCCUCCACCCUUUCAAGAGGUCGGACGCCCACUAGUCCAGCAGUCGCUUCAGCCCCUCAUCCCCCCACACAUGGCUCACCGCUCCUCGCCACUGCGGCAGAUGGAGCCACAGCCGCCACGAAUGAUGAGCCCACAGCCGCCCAGCUUCUCUCAGCAUCGUCAGCAACCUCCGCAGCCCAAAAACAUCCACAUCAACCCCCAUUUCAGAGGGCCGUCAUCCUCCUCUGUCCAAGUGCCCUUGAUGCCUCCUGCUCAGAGCCAGCCCAGACCUGCUGUUGGUCCACAGAGGUUCCCUGGACCUGGAGACUUCCAGCAGCACAUGCCUGAUAAUUUUGGUCAGGCCCAAAGGCCCCCUCAUCAUAUAGAACCCUUCAGGAACCACCCCCCCCAUGGUCCCCAGGACAGGAACCCCCACUUCAUGCCAGAGCACACUGACUCACCACGGUUCCCAGGGCCCCACAUGUUUGACCACCCCAGUCCUCUUCUGAACAACAACAACAACAGCGUUCACCAGCAGCUGUCUGGACCGGGCCACAUGAGUUUUGGGCCACCAGGACCGGCCUUUAACCAGUCCAACCAGGGCCCCGCAGGAUUGUUUUCCAGAGACCCUCCCAGACCUAACCACCCUCCCCACCAGGGGCACCAGGGAAUGGUGGGGAUGAAUCAACAAGGAGGCCCCCCCAACCAGCCCCGUCCUUGUUUGGGCCCCCGUCAACCGUUUGGUCAGCAGGGGGCCUUGUUCCCCCCUCCAUCGGUGCAGUUUGGUAUGCAGGUACGACUGAGAGGUCUGAUGCCCGGUCCUCCUGUUUCCCAGCUUCCUCAUCACGACUCCCUGUCUUCCCAUCAGCCCCUGCAUCAGCACCAACACCACCAGCAGCAGCAGCAGCAUCAACAUCACAGACAGGAGCUGCCCCACCACCACCAUCUUCCUCAUCAGCAGCAGCAGCGAAAUUUAGUGGAGCCUCGUCCCAUGAUGCACCACGGCCAGCACCCCUUCCAUCAACAGCAGGGGCACGGUGGCCCCAGGCCGAUGACUCCGCGUCCUCAGAACCCCCAGCAGCGCAACAUGUCCAACAAGCAGAGGAUGAACACACCCGUCUCCAAGCAAAUGCAGCUGCGAAACAGCAACCUACGGGAGCUCCCCGUGGCACCUGGCAACAUGAGCGUGAACAGCGCCCAGCCCAUUUCUUCUCCCACCCCCAGUGUCAGGCCGGUUGCCAGGGCAACGCAGGGGGCGCGUCCCGGACAGAACAUUCAGCCAGCGCCCAACCGUGGCAGAGGACGAGGGCAAGUCCCUGCCAACACCGAGUCGCAGCCCGGGGCGGCAGGAAGGGCGGUGGUCCACAAGGAGGUCCCGAGUACAGCAUCCGCCAAGACACAGGAGGAUCCUGAUGAAGACGAGGAGACUCGGCAGUAUCGUUUGAAGAUCGAGGAGCAGAAGCGUCUGAGAGAGGAGAUCCUGAAAAGAAAGGAGCAGCGGCGGCAGAUGCAAGCUGGCGCCAGGAAGAAGGAGUUGAUGGAAAGGCUCAAUUCCCUGGCGCCGAAUACACAGAGCGAAGGCCCAACUCCACCGACUCUUCCCACACAGCACAACCUGCAGACGGCAAACCCUGUACAACAACAACAAGCAGCAGCAGCAGCACCUCGGCAGCAGCAGCUACAGCCACAACCACAGAGACCGUUUCCUCAGAGACCCCAACAGUCGUCAAGUCAGUGUUUGAAAACUCCAAAUCAAGACCCAGCAGUUCAUCCCAACGGUGCUGCUCCACAACCCAACGUUAAAACACAUCUGCAGUUGCCCAAAGGCGGCGGCGUUUGGGGCGGUGGCGGCGGUGGCCCACAGACUCAGACACCGGGGCUGCUGCCAAACCAGCAGUGGAAACAGCCUCAGCAAAAUCAGCCGCCCGAGCAAAGAGGGAUCAGUGCUGCACAGAACGUGAACAGACCCGGCGCUCAGGUCCAGAAGAACAUCCCCGUACUUCCUUCAUCCGGCCCGGGCCUGGCUGGGCCUCUGGGUCACGGACCUCAACCUGGAGCUAAGAGAACUGUAAUGCAGAGAGCCAAGAAUCCUGAUGCCGAAGGUCAGCAGGUGCCACAGAAAGUCCUGAGAGUUUCUGGAGCGGGUGGGAAGGGCCCGGAGGUCACCGCUGCCCCCCUCCAGCAACAAGGCAACUGCCCCACCACUGCCCUCAACCAGAGGAAGGUGACCAUGACGGGGCAGAAGCCACAGGGAGCAGGCAGACCACCACAGGCUGGUCCACAGCAGAACAGGGUUGUGGUGACGGGCCGAGGUAGAGGGGGCGGUCCGAUGGGUCGAGGUCGCACGGUGCCCACCAGACAGAGCCCAAGAGUCGCUGAGAGCCAACGGUCCACCGUGUCCAUCGAGGGACUCUCCUUGUCCACCACCGAAACCCAGCUGAGGAACCUCCUCCGGUCCAUCGGGCCCAUAGAGAUGUUUAAAAUGAUGCCCCAGCAGAGGAAAGCAGUGGCCACGUUCUCCAACCCUGACCAUGCAGCCAGUUUCCAGCUGAGCUUCCACAGGCACAUGAUUGAUUUGUCCCACAUUGACGUGUCGCUGAUUGACGGAUGAGGAGCCCAGUACAUCCAGAGGCUCCUGGUACCAGAUGACAUUGUUCUCCUGAUGUGGGCGUGGCUCCACUCUUUUUUUUUUUUUUUGGUUACCUGGUCAUCGUGGUCUGCGCAGAAGCUUCGUCGUCAGUUCACCUCAUGAUGUUCACACAGACCUGUGGUCCUGAUUGGUCCGUUGCUAUAGUGACACUGACGAGACACUGGACACGUAGAACCGUCGGUGGUAGAACCAGUUACGUGGACACUAGACAUGAGAUAAUGGUUGCUCUCCUUCUGGUUGAGGUUCACACUAACACUCAGUCCAAUGACGUCACUAUAUUCCAAUGUGGCCCAUAUACAGGGGGCGUGGGUUGUAUUCACUCAGUUGUUGGUUCAUGACAGUUGUUCUCCCCUGCUGUAGAGGGCAGUAUUCCAUCGUCUGUGUAGCUAAACCCAAACCCUGAAGAGUUCAUUUGGAGACGAGUCUGUGAGCUGUUAUCGGCUGUCAAAUGGCUCCUCCUAGCGGAGAACACGGGAACAGACGCAGAUUGUCGUGGUUCACAGAAUGCAAGGAAAAUCAUUUAUCAGAAAAAUCUCUGUAGUUUUGGUUAAAGUUUUAACUGCUAAGAUAAUUUGAUGUUUCAAAGUCAGGAUGUUUCUGGUUGAUGUUGUCAAAUGUGUUGGUUUACGCUUAAUAAUGAAUACUAUAGAGACUUUUAAUAAAAAUAAACACCUGGACUGCAUUAAUGAAAAUGCCUUUUUUAGUUAGUUUAGUUAGUUUAGUUAGUUGUGAUGAGGUUGAAGCAGGACUUGUUACUUGGGUUGUUUUUUUUUAAUAUCAACAUCACUAAGACUUUGAUGUUGUCUGGUCUUUUAUUUUAGUGCUAAACAUUCAGACAUUUGUGUGUUUGCUUGGAUUAGAGCGGUGAUGAUGAUGAUGAUGAUGAUGAGCAGAUGAACAUUUAGAGACUCUUCACACUGAGCUAAAGAUGCAGGUCUUAUUCCAAUAAGUAGAUUUAGAAAGACCAAGUCCCUUUCAUCUCUGGUUCCUUUGAUGUCCAUUCAUGAGAAGUUGUAAGACUAGUUGGAGGAGAGCGCCGCAGCGUCACCACUGACGAUGUUCAAUUCUCAGUCUCACUGUCUGUCACUGUGAAGGCUCAACCAAUGUCAAGCUAGCUUCGUCUCUCUUAUCAAUAAUCACAUUGGUUUUCUUCCUCAUUCCAGAACGCUGGGGGAGAGCGGGGGGGGGGAGCAACCAUUACCUUCAUAGUCCAACCUGUAGAUAAACGCAGCAGAACUUUAUCUGUGACUGGGUUUCCAUCCAGUACCGUUGACUUACUCUUUCCUCCUCCUGUAAGAUAUUUUUAUAUGUACGUUUACGCCCGUGUGUCCAGGCACUAGUGGUUUUACUGAAGUGUUUUUGUUUGAAUUUUGAAUCCAAAUUGACUGGACAUCAUUUCUGACCUUACGUCUAAAGGGAACGGAGAAUAUAAUAAAAACCUGGCCAAUAUACCGUGAAUACGCAGGUAUGUGUCGGUGGUCAAAGCUGAGCCCAA
Molecule: messenger RNA, 5603 nt
Organism: Cynoglossus semilaevis (tongue sole)
Lineage: Eukaryota; Metazoa; Chordata; Actinopteri; Pleuronectiformes; Cynoglossidae
Gene: rbm33a
Product: RNA binding motif protein 33a
Exons: 19
Coding region: 374-4069 (1231 amino acids)
Molecular function (GO): RNA binding
Source: RefSeq, a predicted model, not a curated record